AUGACAUUUAGAAUAUCUAAAGGGCAUCCAGAUGAAGAAGUUCUGUCCGAGGAGAGUGGUAGCAGUGACUCACGCACGCGGGUGCCUCGGUGCGGUGGGGGCGCGGAGGGCGGGAAAGCGGGGACGGAGCUCACGGCGCAGGCCUGGCCGGGGUUCUGCGGGGUCGCGGGCGGCGGCCGGCGGGAGGAAGGGGCGGUGCGGCGCGGGGCGGGGCGGUUACUCAGGGCGGGCAGUUCAAACCGAAGGAGGGAAAAGGCGGCGGCCCCACGCGGACCCGGCGUGGAGGUUGCCAUAGCCGAGCAUCCCUGGGGACGAGGCCGCGGCUCCUCGGCGGCGCUCGGGCGGCUGCGGCCCACAGAUCUCCGCCCGGCGAGUCGGCGCGGUGGGCGCGGCCGCCCCCGGGGCCCCCAGGUGGGCGGGAGCGGGGACGCCAGGUGUGUGAGGGCGGCCGGCCUCUGGGCGUCCCCAGCCCCGCACCCGCUCAGCUUCCCAGGGGCCGCGACGAGAGAGGCGCCCCGACGCGGUUCGCCUUCCUCUUGCUCUGGGUCCAGGCGACGCCCGCCCGUCCUCGGCCCGUCGGCGGCUUCCUGGGGCCCUGGGGCCGGCCCGGCCUCCCUCAGCCAGCCCGGCCUGGGGAGGGCCCGCGGACUGACGAGCGGCCUGGUUGACGCCCCCCGGGGAGACCCCUACGUAACGUUGGCGUCUAAGAACUCAAGAUAUACUGAUGAAGCAGAGAUUUUGAAGAUGUCAGAAAGGCAUUCAGGUCAAGCCGGCGCUGGAGCAGGAAAUGAGGUGGACUCUCCUGUUGUCAGGGUCAAGUCCUCCAGCUUUGGAGACCUUUGUUCCACAUCUUCUUUUCAAGAUAGUGGCUACAGUGAGCUGUUAAAAUCAUGCAGCUUUGAUAAUACAGAUAAAGAAUUAUUUGGAAAAAAAGAAAGAGGCUCAACAUUGAUCCACGAACAUCCUGAAACUUCAAGUUUGGCCUUAACCCAUAGUUUAGAGUCUCCCACUCAAAGAAAGAGAUUUGUCUUCCUCAGGAAGGAAAAUGAUAAAACCCCAGAACUGUGUGAAACUCCUAAAGUCAGUGGAAAAAAGCAUUUGCUGCGCAGAAGAUUGGACAUAUCUUUCUCUCUUCUAGACAGGGACUUUGAAUCACAAAACAGUUCCCUCGAAAGUAGUACAAGCCAAGUUCCCAAUUUAGAAAAAAAUAUUCCAAGCAGUGCUUCAGGCUUUCCAAGGCAAGAUAAUUUUAGUUCUUCAGUUACUAGCACUUUGAGAACAGAAGAAGUAACUUCCAGCAGUCAAAAAUUGAGACUUAAUUUUUCUCAACAGAAGACUUCCACAGUGGAUGAUUCCAAAGAUGACUAUGGCCUCUUUGAAGUUGAAUGUAUAUCUCCAAUUCAGGGCAGUAAUUUUAAAGACUCUAUCACACAUGACUUUAGUGACAGCAGUCUAUGUAUUAAUAAUGAGAAUACAUAUCCCGAACUUCUGGGCUUUUCUGUUGGUGGAACAAGCUGUAGAACAGAUGAGGACAUAUUUGUGACUCCAAUCAGUAAUCUUGUACCAAGUGUUCAAUUUAAUGCAAGCCGAAGAUUUUCUCCUUCAGCUGGAGUGAGACGCAAUAUUUCGACCCCUGAAGACAGCGGUUUCAACUCACUUUGCUUGGAUAAAUCAGAAGAUUCCCUAUCUGAGCAAGAGGGCUCUUUCCAAGAACUAUUUCAGAAACAUAAGGGAACUCUCAAAGUCAGGGACACCAUAAAAAAGUCAAGGCGUCUUGGAAGAUUGAGAAGACUGUCCACCCUUCGGGAACAAGGCUCACAAUCUGAGACAGAAGAAGAAAACCAGACCUACCUCUCUAGCUCUGAAUCAACACCAGCAACCACUUCAGACAUUUCAGAGAGCCAGCCGAGCAGUGACAAUAAGUGUGAGGAUUUAAGCUUUAAGAAUUUAUCGAAGACCCCAGCCUUGCAAUUAGUGCAUGAGCUUUUUAUGAAAAGCAAAAGGAAAAGAUUCCAGCAAAACGGUGCACAUGAAUUGUUAGAAGAAAGGGACGGGGGGAAAAUAGCUAUACUACAGCGUGUACUUGCAGGACUGAUUGGCAAGAAAAUGGGUAUAGAAAAACUGGACAUCUUAACAGAAUUAAAAUACAGAAAUCUAAAGCAUGUUCUUGCUAUGGUUUUAGAUUCCUUGACUGCAGAAAGCCUAUGUAGUGUUUGGAAAGUGAGCAGAAAUUGGCGUGAAAUUAUUGUUCAAGAUAAAAAAGCAAAUCGGAGGAGGAAAUUACAUAUCACACAACUGAAAACAGAUUCUGAGGGGGCUAUAUUAAAUGUUGAGGAUGCCGCCACUCGGCUCCAUCUCUUAAAUCGAUCAGCUUUAAGGUCUGUGCAAGCACAGGCUAGGACACCAGGUUUUCAGAAAGAACAACCUUCAACAUUUUCUCCUUGGGGAGAAGUUUUGACACCUAUAGCAAACUCUUCUGUUACUCACUUAAGUAGUAAACAGGAAGAAUAUGUCAAGGUUGCCAAAACACUUUUUAUUGAUGAAGCGUUAAAACCUUGCCCAAGGUGCCAGUCCCCUGCUAAGUACCAGCCUUAUAAGAAAAGAGGGCUAUGUAGCCGCACAGCCUGUGGCUUUGACUUUUGUGUGCUAUGUUUGUGUGCUUAUCAUGGGUCUGAAGAAUGUAGUAGAGGAGCAGCAAAGCCAAGAAAUAGAAAAGAUGUUCUUCCAGGAAGUGCCCAGAGUAAGCGGAAUUUAAAACGCCUCUAAAGAGACUUUAAAUAUAAAAGAAGCAUUCCCUCUGAGCAACAUUUUGUGUGACUUAAAAUUAUGA
Cervus elaphus (red deer) is the source of this 2830-nucleotide messenger RNA. It is a transcript of the gene FBXO43, whose product is annotated as F-box protein 43. Bases 1 to 2766 code for a protein of 921 amino acids. Gene Ontology annotation, biological process: regulation of mitotic nuclear division; negative regulation of meiotic nuclear division. Gene Ontology annotation, cellular component: nucleus. Gene Ontology annotation, molecular function: zinc ion binding. NCBI's taxonomy places the organism in Eukaryota, Metazoa, Chordata, Mammalia, Artiodactyla, Cervidae. The record is from RefSeq and is a predicted model, not a curated record. The transcript has 7 exons.